Molecule: messenger RNA, 941 nt
Organism: Spinacia oleracea (spinach)
Lineage: Eukaryota; Viridiplantae; Streptophyta; Magnoliopsida; Caryophyllales; Amaranthaceae
Exons: 5
Coding region: 309-941 (210 amino acids)
Biological process (GO): proteolysis
Molecular function (GO): cysteine-type peptidase activity
Source: RefSeq, a predicted model, not a curated record
UGAUAAACUCAGAGAAAGUCUUUGUUGCCUUUGGUACUAUACAUCCGGAAUUGACUCUUGAUCACCAUAACAACCUCGUUGCCGAUAACGUGAAGGUGAGCGUUGAUGAAUUUGAGCCCGCGUAUAAAGAAGCUUCAGUCCCCGUGCCUUCUCAAUUUAUAAAGAAACUUGGACAAGCUCUUGGUACUUUCACUCAGUGGCCAACAAAUUUGGUUUCGCUUGUGACGAGUCCUGAGGUAAAUGAGCCUGCAAGAAAAGAGCCUAACGAGAAAAGGGCUACAAGCAAAGAGCCUAAAGGGAAAGAGGUAAUGGUUGAAAGUCAACGCGAGACAAAAGGGUCCAACACUAAGGCAAACAAACAAUUUCUUCCCAAAUUUAGCUCGCAAAAAUUGGGAGUUCAGUGCAAUUGUAUGAAAACUAUGGUUUCUAAAUUAAAAGAAGGGGAGGAUGUUAAGUUGCAAGCUAGUAAAAGGGCAUUCAAUUUUGACAAUGACCGUGAACUUAUUAUCGCCGUUGAAGACAUCAAUCAACUUCUCUCGGGAGCAUGGCUCAAUAUAUCGAUAUUGCAAGUUCUUAUACUGGCUUUAUAUGAGUCGUGGGAUGAAUUUGAUCAUUCUACCAAUGCUUUGGGAUUCAUGUGCCCGGAGAUGAUCUCGGAAACCAUGUUGUAUAGUGAUAUAAAUCGUGUUCUAUUAUACAUGUCGCAAUCCAUGGCAACACUCAGUUCUAAGUCAUUCAUCUUAUGUCCAUACUUCGAAAAGAGGCAUUGGAUUCUUUUAGUUAUUUGCUUGGCUAAAUCUCAGGUCUACAUAUUUGAUUCUAUGCAGAAGAAGAGAAAUUUGAUGAUUAAGAACCAAUUGAACCUGGCUUUUCGGACUUACAAGGCACAAAAUGGAAAAUCUAAAGGAACUAAAUUGAAUUGGAUUGCGGCACAGGUAUAA